This is a messenger RNA of Scutellospora calospora, 528 nucleotides long. Lineage: Eukaryota; Fungi; Glomeromycota; Glomeromycetes; Diversisporales; Gigasporaceae. The record is from the annotation of a GenBank genome assembly.
UUAAAAGAAGUAGAGAUAGCUAUAGAAGAGUUACAAGAGUUAACAAAAGUAGCCGAAUUAGUAAAAUUAUUGUAUCCUUAUGAAGUAGUUACAAAAAAACUAUCAGCGAAACUUGAUUGUGUGGUAACAAAUAAUGUUGAUGUCCAAAAAUUUAGAACUCUUCUUCAUGAAUCAAUUCAGAAUCAAUUUUUAGAACCAACAAAACCAAUUCGACUCGCUGCUUUUCUUGAUCCACGAACCAAAGAUCUGCAAAUCUUUACCGAAGAAGAAAAGAAUCGUAUGAUUUCAGAAGCACGCAUAGAAUAUCUUGAAUUAGCUACUAACUAUUAUGAAAAAAAUGAUACGUCAGAUAUAGAACCUAGUGAUAUAAUAAACGCUGAUGAUGAUAUAUUUUCUGAUCCCUCAGUUACUUACUUGCAAGAACGUUCAAGUGAACAAAAUGAUGAUGACAAUAUUACUAACCGGGAGUUUAAUUCAUAUUUACUAUUACCAAGGGUUUUAAGUGAAACAGAUAUACUCCAAUGGUAA